Aspergillus terreus NIH2624 is the source of this 930-nucleotide messenger RNA. RefSeq lists its product as uncharacterized. The transcript has 2 exons. The coding region runs from base 1 to 930 and encodes 309 amino acids. The record is from RefSeq and is a predicted model, not a curated record. Lineage: Eukaryota; Fungi; Ascomycota; Eurotiomycetes; Eurotiales; Aspergillaceae.
AUGUUCGUGUCACAGCAGAUAACCUCUGUGCCGCAGGUGCAUCCUUGCACCCCCAUGCUGCGGGAUACCCCGCACCUGAGAUCAUCGCGGGACCCUGUGCUGAGUGUUCGCCCCUACAAACCGACGCACGAGCUCACCAGGGCCCUGUACAUACCACGCCACCAUUCGGGAACCGCGCACCUACCAUUAUACGAUGUGGCAGACCAAUAUGAGACGGCCGUCGAAGGCAGCGAGUUCGGCAGCAACCUCUACUCCAUGCAACUGAGUCAGAUUGCGAAACCGCGCGGAGACGGCAUGGACGUCGCGGUCGACUAUCUGGUCGAUAUGGACACGGUGCCUGAUUUCCAGAACAACUACCAGUUGAACGUGCAGCGACGGACUUUGUCCCUCAUCCCUUCGCCUCCAGAAGGUGAAUGCGCCCUGGUCACUGCUUCUACGAAUCCCUUUGAUGACAGUGGUGGCCGGUCGAUCGCCAUGACGGCAUCCUAUCCGCUCAGCCCGAGCAUCAGAGGGGAAUACCUCAUUCCGCACCCGUACUUCACUUUCCGACUGCCGGGAGGCCCAAAUCAAGCAGAGAGACUGGUGCAGUGGCAGGUCCAUCCUGCGCCAAACAAUCUGUUUCGCUACACGUUGGUCGAUCUAGGGCCUGUAUGUGACGAUCAAGUUAUAUCAAGUGAUCCAGCUGCUCCACAGGUCCUCGCGAUCUACGACCAUGUAGGUAUUGUCGUGUGGCUGCCGACAGAUUACAGCGAAGGAAUUCUGCUGGUGCAAGAGGGCGGGAAUCAUGUGCAAGAGGCGACGAUUGUGGCGAGUCUGUUGGCGGUGCUGUGGCAGAUCAGGGAGAUCAAGCAGAUGCAGCCUAAACGGCGGAGGAGGAGCUCGGGGUCAUCGAAAUUGCUAAAGAAGGUGGCGUCGUUGGUGCGGCAUUAG